AGAACGCUGGGGUUGCUGGAGUGGUCGAAUUUUCCCUGGAAUUGAGUGAGAAAUUCAGAAGACUGAAGCCCAGGCUCACUGUCUACCUUUCACGGAGGCCCAGCCGUGAGAGGACAGAAGAAGGCACGUGGCGAAUCAUGACAGCGGACAAAGAGAAGGACAAAGAGAAAGAAAAGGACCGGGACAGAGACCGGGACAGGGAACGGGACAAGAGGGAGAAGGUGCGGGAGAGCGAGAACUCGCGGCCUCGCCGGAGCUGCACCCUGGAAGGAGGGGCCAAGAACUACGCAGAGAGUGACCACAGCGAGGAUGAGGACAACGACAACAACAGCGCCACCACCGAGGAGUCCACGAAGAAGAACAAGAAGAAACCUCCCAAGAAGAAAUCACGCUACGAGAGGACAGACAACGGGGAGAUAACCUCCUUCAUCACAGAAGACGAUGUUGUCUACAGGCCCGGAGAUUGUGUGUACAUUGAGAGUCGCCGACCAAACACCCCGUACUUCAUCUGUAGCAUUCAAGACUUCAAACUGAGCAAACGGGACCACCUUCUGAUGAACGUCAAAUGGUACUAUCGCCAGUCUGAAGUCCCGGAUUCCGUCUAUCAACAUUUAGUGCAGGAUCGACACAAUGAGAAUGAUUCUGGGCGUGAGCUGGUAAUUACGGACCCAGUGAUCAAGAACCGAGAGCUCUUCAUUUCGGACUACGUCGACACCUACCAUGCUGCUGCUCUCAGGGGGAAGUGUAAUAUCUCCCAUUUCUCUGACAUUUUUGCUGCUAGAGAGUUUAAAGCUCGGGUGGAUUCCUUUUUCUACAUCUUGGGCUACAAUCCAGAAACAAGGAGGCUGAACAGCACACAGGGUGAAAUCCGGGUCGGGCCCAGUCAUCAGGCAAAGCUUCCAGAACUGCAGCCCUUCCCUUCAGGAGAGGGCGACACUGUGACGCAGCAUGAGGAGCUGGUCUGGAUGCCCGGGGUCAAUGACUGCGAUCUGCUCAUGUACCUGCGGGCAGCACGGAGCAUGGCAGCUUUUGCAGGGAUGUGCGAUGGAGGAUCCACGGAAGAUGGCUGUGUCGCAGCCUCCCGCGAUGACACUACACUCAACGCGCUCAACACACUACACGAAAGCAACUAUGACGCCGGCAAAGCCCUGCAGCGCCUGGUGAAGAAGCCCGUGCCCAAACUUAUUGAGAAGUGCUGGACGGAAGAUGAAGUGAAACGCUUCAUUAAAGGACUCCGUCAGUAUGGAAAAAACUUCUUCAGGAUCCGAAAAGAGUUGCUUCCCAAUAAGGAAACGGGGGAACUGAUCACCUUCUAUUACUACUGGAAGAAAACACCCGAAGCCGCAAGUUCCCGGGCUCACCGCCGGCAUCGGAGGCAGGCUGUCUUCCGGAGAAUUAAGACCCGAACGGCUUCCACGCCGGUUAACACUCCCUCCAGGCCCCCCUCCAGCGAGUUCUUGGAUCUGAGUUCAGCCAGCGAGGAUGACUUCGACAGCGAAGACAGCGAGCAGGAGCUGAAGGGCUACGCCUGUCGCCACUGCUUCACCACCACCUCCAAGGACUGGCACCACGGCGGGCGGGAGAACAUCUUGCUGUGCACCGACUGCCGCAUCCACUUCAAGAAGUACGGGGAGCUACCGCCCAUCGAGAAGCCGGUGGACCCACCCCCCUUUAUGUUUAAGCCUGUCAAAGAGGAAGAAGAUGGACUCAGCGGGAAGCAUAGCAUGAGGACACGGCGUAGUCGAGGCUCGAUGUCUACACUACGCAGUGGUCGUAAGAAGCAGCCCACCAGCCCCGAUGGUAGAACCUCCCCCAUCAACGAAGACAUCCGGUCCAGCGGCCGCAACUCUCCCAGCGCUGCCAGCACUUCGAGUAAUGAUAGCAAAGCGGACUCUGUGAAGAAGUCCACCAAGAAAAUAAAAGAGGAGGCAUCAUCUCCUCUCAAGAGUUCCAAGCGGCAGCGAGAAAAGGCAGCGUCUGACACGGAGGAGCCUGAAAGAAUCAACGCCAAAAAAACCAAAACUCAAGAGAUCAGCAGGCCCAACUCCCCAUCGGAGGGUGAAGGGGAAGGGGAGAGCUCCGACAGCCGCAGCGUGAACGAUGAGGGCAGCAGCGACCCCAAGGACAUCGACCAGGACAACCGGAGCACCUCGCCCAGCAUCCCCAGCCCCCAGGACAACGAGAGCGACUCGGAUUCGUCGGCCCAGCAGCAAGUGCUGCAGACGACCAACGGCCCCUCCUCCCAGCCCGCGCCCCCUCAUUCCCACAUCCAGCAGGGCCCCGCCCUUCACCCCCAGAGGCUCCCUUCACCUCAUCCGCCCCUGCAGCCUCUGGCCGUGCCCCAGAGCCAGCCCCCGGUCCCCGUCGCCUCUCAGCCGCACCAGCAGCCUCCGCUCCACGGGCAGAUCCAGGCGGUCCCUCACGGCCUCCCCGGACAGCCCCUCCUGCCUCACCCGGCCUCCUCUCAGCCUUUCCCUCUCCCGCCUCCGUCGUCGUCCUCCGCUCAGUCUCAGGUUCCCCUGCAGCCGCCCCACGCGGCGCUGCAGGUCCCGGCAGCCCACCCCCCGAUCCCUCAGCUCCCCACCCCGGCGCACAAGCAUCCCCCCCACCUCUCGGGGCCUUCGCCGUUCUCCAUGAAUUCCAACCUGCCGCCCCCGCCCGCCCUGAAGCCGCUCAGCUCCCUCUCGACGCACCACCCGCCCUCCGCGCAUCCGCCUCCCUUGCAGCUGAUGCCGCAGAGUCAGCCCCUGCAGCCUUCUCCGGCACAGCCCCCCGUCCUGACGCAGAGCCAGAGCCUGCCUCCCUCGGCCAGCCACCCCUCCUCCGGCCUCCAUCCAGUCCCUCCACAGCCCCCUUUCUCCCAGCACCCCUUUGCCCCCGGGGGCCCGCCCUCCAUCACGCCGCCCUCUUGUCCGUCAACUUCCACGCCACCUUCUGUGCCUGGCAUCCCGCCUCAGGCCGCGGUCUCCACGUCGGCGGCUUCCUGCGGAAACGUCCCGGUGGUGGCGUCAUGUACGAUACCUCCCAUCCAGAUCAAAGAGGAGGCCCCGGACGAGGCCGAGGAACCGGAAAGCCCGCCUCCCCCGCCCCGGAGUCCGUCGCCAGAACCGACAGUGGUGGAUACACCGAGCCACGCGAGCCAGUCGGCUAGGUUUUACAAGCACCUGGAUCGUGGCUACAACUCGUGUGCGAGAACGGAUCUCUACUUCAUGCCGCUAACAGGCUCCAAACUGGCCAAGAAGCGGGAGGAGGCCAUCGAGAAGGCCAAGAGGGAGGCGGAGCAGAAGGCAAGAGAAGAGAAGGAGAGGGAGAGAGAGAAGGAGAAGGAGAGGGAGAGAGAGCGGGAGCGUGAGAGAGAAGCAGAAAGAGUGGCGAAAGCAUCCAGCUCCUCCCACGAAGGGCGUCUCGGGGAGUCCCAGCUGAGUGGUCCAGCUCACAUGAGGCCUUCGUUUGAGCCCCCUCCCACCACCAUCGCCGCCGUUCCCCCCUACAUCGGGCCGGACACACCGGCGCUACGGACUCUCAGCGAAUACGCGCGCCCCCACGUUAUGUCCCCCACAAACCGCAACCACCCAUUCUUUGUUCCCCUCAACCCCACCGACCCCCUCUUGGCCUACCACAUGCCCGGCCUCUACAACGUGGACCCCACCAUCCGGGAGCGGGAGCUGCGGGAGCGGGAGAUCCGGGAGCGGGAGCUGCGGGAGAGGAUGAAGCCCGGCUUCGAGGUGAAGCCUCCGGAACUCGACGCGCUGCACCCCGCCACCAACCCCAUGGAGCACUUUGCCCGUCACGGCGCCCUCACCAUCCCCCCCACGGCAGGCCCUCACCCCUUCGCCUCUUUCCACCCGGGGCUGAACCCCCUGGAACGGGAGAGACUCGCUCUGGCAGGCCCUCAGUUGCGGCCGGAAAUGAGCUACCCGGACAGACUGGCUGCCGAGAGGAUACACGCCGAGCGGAUGGCGUCGCUCACCAACGACCCUUUGGCCCGGCUCCAGAUGUUCAACGUGACGCCACAUCAUCACCAACAUUCACACAUACACUCGCACCUCCACCUCCACCAGCAGGACCCGCUCCAUCAAGGUGCAAAUGGCUCGCUCGGCUGCCGGUUCAACCCCUGUAGGCUACUCGUUGGACACCCCCUCUCUCUCUCGUCUGCCAGUUUGGCCCCUGGGGGCUACAGUGGCAUGCCAGGCUCCGCUGAACCAGAGGGACUCCUUGACCACCAGAGCAGAUCUUCAGGGGGCUCAGCCGGACCUGUCCAUCCCCUCGUGGACCCCUUGGCAGCUGGACCCCACUUGGCACGCUUCCCCUACCCACCCGGUACCAUCCCGAACCCGUUGCUAGGACAGCCGCCCCACGAACACGAAAUGCUCCGGCACCCAGUUUUUGGUACCCCCUACCCGCGUGACCUGCCCGGUGCCAUCCCCCCGCCCAUGUCCGCCGCCCAUCAGUUACAGGCCAUGCAUGCCCAGUCAGCAGAACUCCAGAGACUAGCAAUGGAGCAGCAGUGGCUGCACGGACACCCCCACAUGCACGGGGGGCACCUUCCCAGUCAAGAAGACUAUUACAGUCGGCUGAAGAAAGAAGGCGACAAGCAGUUGUAAUAAAUUAUUUAUUGGCCAGGCCAGCUGCAAAAGAGCCCUGUCCUUGGGAAGGCGGCAACAGGGGAGGAGCCCCCAUCACAGAAGGUCGGAGCAGGAGAGGAACUAUCUUCGGAAGACGCGCCUGCCUCUGUUGAUUAAAAAAAAGGAGAAGCCCAAGAGAUAGAGACUUGCAUCAGCGCGUAUAUU
This is a messenger RNA of Gekko japonicus, 4790 nucleotides long. It is a transcript of the gene RERE, whose product is annotated as arginine-glutamic acid dipeptide (RE) repeats. Gene Ontology annotation, biological process: regulation of DNA-templated transcription. Gene Ontology annotation, cellular component: nucleus. Gene Ontology annotation, molecular function: sequence-specific DNA binding; transcription corepressor activity; chromatin binding. The record is from RefSeq and is a predicted model, not a curated record. Lineage: Eukaryota; Metazoa; Chordata; Lepidosauria; Squamata; Gekkonidae.